Messenger RNA from Fundulus heteroclitus (mummichog), 2486 nucleotides. It is a transcript of the gene umad1, whose product is annotated as UBAP1-MVB12-associated (UMA) domain containing 1. The transcript has 4 exons. NCBI's taxonomy places the organism in Eukaryota, Metazoa, Chordata, Actinopteri, Cyprinodontiformes, Fundulidae. Bases 307 to 747 code for a protein of 146 amino acids. The record is from RefSeq and is a predicted model, not a curated record.
AUCCGUUGUGUCCUACGAUUUUAAUCCGCAGAAACAAUAAAUAGUUCCGCUUAAUGUCGAUAAAAGAUUCGUUUGUAACAGAAGAAGCCCCCCCCCUCCAAAGCACAGAGCAGGUAGCAGUACGCCACAGAGCAAAAACAGGACAGCAGCAACAGAAAAAAGUACUAACGGACUGUCUGGAGAGUCGGUGCAUCCACACCAAGGAGGAAGAAGGAGGCCCUUAAAGAAGUUAACAUUCAGAGGAAUCAUGAUCAUCUGACCCCCUGGUUGCGCUUUGUCCACCUCAGCAGGCUCAACGAAAAAAACAUGUUCAGCUUCUUCGGACGCAAGGACUCAAAGAAGUCCCCAUCUGACAAGGAAGCGGAUGGAGGCUUUGUGAUUGUGGGAGAGAUCGCUAGCGAACAAAAGCAGAGGAUUCAGACCGUAAACAUUGCACAGCCCUCAACAAAUGUCAUAGUCCAACCAUCAAAGUCACUGUAUCCAGCUCCUUCUCAACCAGCUGAAAACAAACCCCCAACAGCCUUGCUUCAUGUGGGGCCAGCAGGCGGCCCUCCAGCUGUGGAAGUCACUUCGGCCCUCCCAGAUCUGCUGGGAGACGUCCCCUUCAUGUUAGCCCCUCAUGUCCUGGCCAUGCAGGCCGGGUCCAACAGGGUCCCCGAUGUCCUGCUGUCCAGAGACAUAAACUACAACCUGGCUAGUUUCCAGUAUGACUUCACUUUAGAGAACUCUGUGCUCCACAACAGUUAGUCUGUUUGGGUGUUGACAUCAUCCCGAGUUCCCACUUUGGGAAAGUGGCUGAUUCACACUUCAGAGUUAAACUCAUCCAAGAGUAAAAUUAAACAUCUUCAAUCAGCUGCAGAGAACUGUAGAGCUUUCCAUUUCUUUAGAUGGCUCCUUAUUCCUUUUUAGGCUUAAAAUAGAAAAUAAGCGGUUUGGGUUUUCCCACAAGGUUAUUUGAGAGAAGCUCAGUUUCCUUAACAGUUAAGUUACCUUGGUCAAAACGUUGGCAUGGGCCACAAUUGAUGCAAUCAUAUGGUCUGAUGGUUCAGGCGCUUCACUGACACUUUGUACAGCAUGUUUCACUGCUGCUGUCUAAUUUGUUCCAGGAAAAAAAAGUGAUGUUUAAUCAAACACUGGCUGCAGUUGGUGAACUUUGUCCUCGUCUUGUCUGAUAAAAGAUUUGAUCUCGACUCAUGUUUUAGCAAUGUGAAGGUUUGAGUAUUGGUCCUUGUGCUACAAACACGCCACUGUCCCAAGAUGUCGGGGCAAGUAAAAAGGAAAUGCAUUCAAGCUGUUAUCCACCUGUUACCUGUAGGUAAAUAAAUUAGUUUUAAAAAAAGUCUGAAUCAGCUCUAAUCACCAAGUUGUUUCAUGCAACAAUUAAUGACUUUGGUUCCACUUUGUUCUCAAUGAAGACCUUUUAGUACAAAUAUACAAAAAAGAAAAAUAUAAAUAUUUUUCUUGCAAAUAUUUUUACACAAAAACUUGUCAAACAAAUCGGAGGAGAAUGCAAAUUAACACUGGAAUAAUAACGAAAAAAAAUAUCAUGUUAUAUUUAAAGUGAAUUAUGUAGCAAAAUGAAGGUUUAUUUCCCACUGAUGUUUACCUUUUCCCUCUGCAGUCUUUUUUUAUUAUCCAGCGUUGUAAGUUUUUCGUUUGUGUGCUUUUCUCCUGUAAAUAUAAGGCCAGUGUACUGUCAGGACGGCAUACAUUGUCAGAACGGCAUCGGUAUAUUUAAACCUGAAAAGUAAAUCGAAGCAAAUCCUCGCACAAAAGUUUUUUACUACAAAAAGCAACUUGAAUUAUAAAUUAAUUUAGCAUUAUAAUGUUUUAUUUAUUGAGGCUUCUUCUCUCAAUGUCCCUGAAACUUCACUUGUGUCUGGCAAUUUCUACUUUCAAAAAAUAAAAUUUCAGUCAAAACUGAUUUUCUCCUUCAAAAAUGAAAAUAAUCCUCAUGUAUUCCGUUUUUGCUGGUCGGUAUGCUGCUGCUCAAAUUGAAAUCUGGUGAAUAACGCAUUGGAGAAACGCAUGCCAAUCUGACGACGUAUGCUGUUCUGACAGAGCACCAGCUUAUCUCCAGGAGAAGUUAGUUAAAUGCACAUGCUGUUUAGUUCAGGCCCAGGUUUAUCUCUGCAGUCGUGGAGUAAUGGCAGCAUGUGGACUCCAGGAGUGGAACUGGGUUGUACUAUCAUGAUGAUUAUUUUCGGCACUUUAACUGACGUCAACAGCAGAGCUGUACCGUUUUUUUUUGUUUUUUUUAUUCAAGUCUCCUGCUUCAGCUAAUUUUAGCGAGAAGAUUGUUUUCAUGCUAAGCGAUUUCCUUUUAAAACCUUCGUUUUAAAGGAAAUCGCCAGAGAAAUGUUGUUCUCUGGUGGAUGAGUUUAGCAAUCUUCAGCAAGCCGUUUCUUUCCAAAUGAAGACUCCUCUACCACCUGUGCCUUUAACAUGCAGGCUACCCAAUAAAAUCUUUUCCUUGUACCAAUUGA